AAGUUAGGUUGCGUAGCGUGGUGGGUAGGCGCGGGCGCGCGGGCGGGUCCAGCGCGUCGCUUGUCGUCGGCUUUGCGGAGGGGUGUUGAGGAAGCCCUCUGUGUUCGUUCGGCCGGUCAUGGCGCUGCCCGUGGACGACGAGGACGACGACGACGUGCCCCUGAUCCUGACGGAAGACAACAACGCGGUGGGGACAGGGACCGGCGCCCACCCGGACAGAGCCGAAAUCCCCAACGAAAAUGGAGGAGGAUAUGACAUUAUUAACAAUGAAGUGGUUGGAACAUCAGGUAUUCGGGACUACAGAGCAAGCUAUGGUUCUCUGAAGCAGGCUUGGGAGAUGAACUAUCAGGAAGCAGCAAUUUAUUUACAGGAAGGAGAGAAUAAUGACAAGUUUAUCACUCAUCCAAAAAAUCAGAAGGCCCUUGCGGCGUACCUCUUUGUCCACAACCACGUAUUCUACGUGAUGGAGCUGAUAUCUGCACUGCUGCUGUUGAUUCUCUCACUGUGCGAGGCACCAGCCGUUCCCUCACUUAGACUUGACAUUUAUGUGCAUGCCACGCUGGAAUUGUUUGCACUGCUCACAGUAGUGUUUGAAGUUGGUAUGAAAAUGAGGUGGUUGGGCUUUCAUACCUUUAUUAGACACAAAAGAACUAUGCUUAAAAGUGCUGUAUUGUUAGUACAGUUCAUAGAAGUUAUUGUGGUGUUAAUAAGGCAGACUUCACAUGUCCGAGUGACUCGAGCUUUGCGACCCAUCUUCCUGGUAGACUGCAGAUACUGUGGUGCAGUGAGAAGAAAUUUGCGUCAGAUCUUCCAGUCUCUUCCUCCAUUUAUUGACAUUUUGUCUCUCUUGUUGUUCUUCAUGGUAAUUUUUGCCAUUCUCGGCUUUUACUUGUUUUCUUCCAAUCCAUUGGACCCAUAUUUCAGCACUCCAGAAGACAGCCUCAUCAGCUUGUUUGUUCUCUUAACCACAGCUAAUUUUCCAGAUGUGAUGAUGCCUGCUUAUUCCAAAAAUGCUUGGUCCUGUGUUUUCUUCAUUGUGUACCUCUCGAUCGAACUCUAUUUCAUCAUGAAUCUGCUUCUCGCUGUGGUUUUUGAUACAUUCAAUGAUGUUGAGAAGAAGAAAUUCAAAUCACUCCUUUUGCACAAACGAUUAGCAAUAGAACAUGCCUUCCGUCUUCUGGUUAGCAAACAGAAGCCUGAUGGUAUUGUCUUCAAACAAUUUGAGGGCUUAUUGAAGUUCUUCAAACCCAGAAUGAGUGCCAGAGAUAAAUAUCUUACCUUCAGAGCACUCAAGAAAAGCAAUACUGAGUUUCUCGGAAUGGAUGACUUUUACAACUUGUAUGAAGUUACUGGAUUGAAAUGGAAAGCAAAAAGAAGUGGAGACUAUUGGUUUUAUGACCUUCCACACACUCCAUUUCUUAUUUUUAAAGGCAUUAAUAUUCUUGUGAAAUCCAAAGCAUUUCAAUAUGCUAUGUAUAUUGUAAUUGCUGUAAAUGGGAUUUGGAUUCUGGCUCAUACACUCAUGAUCAGCGAUAGUGCCUUCUUCCCUAAGAUUGUGCCCUGGAGCUACAUUGUGUUUCUCUCAAUUUAUGGGGUGGAAAUGUUACUGAAGAUCAGUGGGCUGGGACCAUCUGAAUAUUUCACUUCAGGAUGGAAUUUGUUUGAUUUCCUGGUCACUAUACUCGCGUUUGUUGGAAUAAUCGUAUUAGCUUUCGACAUGGAACCAUUCUACUUUAUUGUUGUUCUGAGACCACUUCAGCUGCUAAGAUUGUUUAAGAUUAAGCGAAGAUACAGAGAUGUUUUGGACACUAUGUUCGAAUUACUCCCCAGAAUGGCCAGUUUGGGUUUAACCCUACUAAUAUUCUAUUACUCGUUUGCAAUUGUGGGAAUGGAGUUCUUUGAUAAUGUCCUGUAUAAAAACUGUUGCAACAACAGCAUGGUGGCAGAUUUCUACCGUUGGGAAAACCGCACUGUUGGUAGCAGGACUGUGAUACAAGGAUACUAUUCACUCAAUAACUUCAACAACAUCCUGAACAGUUUUGUAACUCUGUUUGAGCUGACCGUAGUAAACAAUUGGUAUAUAAUCAUGGAAGGUGUGGUGUCUCAGACAUCAUACUGGAGUCGUUUUUACUUUAUGACCUUCUACAUUGUAACCAUGGUUGUGCUGACAAUUAUUGUCGCCUUCAUUUUGGAUGCAUUUGUGUUCCGCAUGAACUACAGCAGGAAAAAUAAAGACGAGAAAGAUGAUAAUGGAAUUGUAUUUGAGAUGGAAGUGACCAAGGAAGAAAUUGAUAGAAUUCUUGAGUUCAAUAAACAGAACGGCUCCUCAUCAUCUGAUAUAUCCGGGCUUUUUAAACUAUCUUCUCGAAUGACGGGAACUGGCCAAGCUAACAUGGUUUUUAAUGGCCGAAGAUCGAGAACUAAAAGUGACCUGAGUGUCAAAAUGUAUGAAGAAGAGAUUCAGGAGUGGUAUGAAGAACAUGCUCAGUUAAACCACGUGGAGGAUGGUCAGCCGCUGGAAUGUAUCCUGAACUCUGGAAAUCAUCAGCCAUCUGCCGAACCCCGACUGCGGUCUCAGACUGUAACUUAAGGGUUACAACUUGUUCUCUCUAUGCAAUAAUUAUUCAGUGUUACUUUAUAUUGGUGUUUUGCACAUGUGCACUUGGAAACGUUUUCCCCUAUUGGAGAAGCUGCUGUGCGGGUAGUGAGUUAGAGCAAUCUAAACCCUUGGAAGGGCUAGAAUAGUGAGGGACCAUAGUCCUAUAACUGACGAUCAUUAUGUGGUCACUUUUAUCUGCGUUCUGUGGUAUGUUUAAAAAGGAUGGCAUUAUAUUGAUAACCAUUUUAUGUAAGCCAGUAAAGGUAUAAGACUAGUUUCUUUAGGUUUAUUUGGUCUUUUGCUUCAAAGUAACUCUUUCACCUUGAUGGUACCAAAUCUGUUGGUCAUAAAAGUGCACGCUGGAUAGCUAAUCUCCAAAAUUUUGUAUCCAUUCAGCACUUUAUAUAUUUAACAAACUGUUUAUGAAAUGAGUCAGUUAAUUUCUAAUGUUACUGGCUUCCCUUUAUCUUGUACUUGAUCAAAUCAGUUUCCCAUUGUUCCUUUCUGUUUGAUUGUACUCAUUAAGCAUAAAUGAAUAGGGUGAACGGGUUAAUGAAACCACCUCUUAAUCUUGAUAUCUAGUUAUGCCAGAUUAGUGUUGCCACUACAGGUGGGAACUUUAGACCAAAAUGUUCAUUUUUAUUCUCCUCAAUCAUGAACAGUUUUAGUGCAGAAUUUACUUUUUAAUUGUACUGCAGAGAUCUGCUAAGCCAAAACUCUACUUUGGACCCACACAUGUGGAUUAAAUUUACAAUGCUCCUGUUUUACAGCAGACUGAAUUCUGUGGGUUUUGUGUUUUGAGGAGGCGCAAAAGUUUUUAGAUUAGAUACUGGCGUUAUCCUCACAAAUGAAUUUUCAAAAACCAAGAAUAAUGCUUUUCAAAAAAAAAUCUCAGCUUUUCUAUAUAAAUAUAUAAUAUAUAUAAAUAUUUGUUUGCAAGACAAAGCUGAAGGACCUACCAUAAUUGCUGGAUUAAUACUUUUAAUUAAGAGUUUUUAGUUAUUUAAUAAUUUUAAUUAAUGCUUUUGGUAAAGAGAUACUGGAUCUCGGCGAGAGAAAGUGGAACUGUGUGCUUGAUGAGGGUGCAGUGGCAUUUUUCAUAAGAAAUCUGCACCUUUUUUGCACAUUUCAUUCAAUAAAAUUGAAGCCAAAUAGCAGACAUGCUGAGCCAGUAGUAGAUCAGAUCAUGUUGAAAGUUUAUUUUACUUUCCCUUUCCACCCCACUAUCAUAUGUUGAAUUGCUCCCAGUGAGAAUGUGUUCCUGGGAUAGUGACCAUGCUGUGUUUCAAUUGCAGUAGAUGGCCACAUCAGCAUCCCGUUUGCAAAAUCAGGCACUGGAUAGGUAACUGCUGUUAAUCUUCAGAGAGGACAGCAAAGAAAUAAUGCCACCUCAUUUCCUAUGAUGCAGUAAAUGACAAUGUAAACCAGGAAGUAUUUAAUUUAUAUUUUUAGUGCUGAAUACAGAAAUGAAGUCUUAUCCAUUAGUCUUGCCAGCAAGUCCCCAGAAACUUAUCCCUUAGCCCUGUGCUAAGCGGUUCUGUACAUUGACUUGCAGAUUGAUACAGGAACCCCAUCACCAGCGUUAUAGUAAUAAAGCCACUCAAACAUUAGGAUAGCUUUUACUGUGAAAUGAAUCUUCGCCUAAAACAAAAUACCAUUUUAAAAUAAAAACAUUUUCAAGAUUUCCCCAGAAGACCUGAACAGGCAGAAAACUGGAGUAACCAGAAAGGGGUUACGUUAGCAGGUCCUAAAGAACUAACUGAAAGUAGAUCAGGCUUUUACAUGUUCAUGUAACUAUGCAUUUGAGAAUGUUAAUUGAUCAACUAACUACAUUUUACUUGGGAAACUGAGGAGGCACCAGAUAGGAUAGUAAUAUUCAUCAUUUUUAUAGUGUCAAUUAUUAUGCCCCGAACAAGACUAAUGUGUGAGCAACUCUCAACAUUCAGUAAAUCAAUAUAUAAUGUAUAAUUAUAAGACAAUUGGGCCAUUUUCAGCAGACUUUGACCAUUUAUCUGGUUUGACACAUUGAGGUACUUUUUAAAAAAAUUGUAAAUCUGCUUAAAGUGUUCUUCAGGUGUGACAAUAAAACCAAGGGGCCGAAACAGAUCAUUCUUAAAGCAGGUAAAACUGAUUAUUUUUCUAAACCACUAUUCCCUGUCUGUACAUUCUCAAAGAAUUUUAAAUCACUUGUUACAUAGAUAUGAAUCACAAAAUUUGAACCUUAAGAAUUAACAUUCCAUGGAAUGAGUCCAUCAAAUUGUAUUCUUUGAUCUGAAUCUGUAAUGGGAUCUGAGCUCGUCUCAGUUGGAAGAGCAAGUAUUGAUUUGCUGCACUAAGGUAUUUGCAUGAGCUAAUCCAGAUGUUUGUUCAACAGAUUUAGAUAGCACCUGCCAUGUCAGGAGGAUGUCUGGGAAUGUAAGAUGAUGGGAGUAAAACUGAGGAGGGAUGGACUUCACUUUUACAUUUCCUCAGGUUUGAUUCAAACCCAGAGGCAAUUACUGUAAAAAGCCAUAAUAUAAAAUAGCAGCUAAUAAGGGAAUUCCAUGUACCCUCCACCACCUGCCUCAGAAAUAUAUCUGAGCACUGGUGUUAAAGCAAUAUAUGACUACAAGGCAUUGUAUUAUCUGCUCCUGAUGUAACUGGAGUUUUGUGCUAUUUCUCUUAACUGCGCCUUGCAUCCAGCGCUAAAGUAGGUACUGCAACCAAAGUUCCACUGUGUGACAAACUCAAGUACCAGCUAGAGACAAGGUGCAGACACUCCAGUUCUCAUGUACUAGUGAAAAUGCACUAGGAAUAGUUCUACACAAGUAGGAAUUCUGCCCAGUUUGUAGCUACCGUUAUCAAUCGAAUUCUGUUCCUAUUACAUCUCAUUAAUACAAAUAGCACUGUCUUAUCAAACCUUUAGACACAGCCUGUAUUGGAUGUAUUUGCUAUGCUAAUGGUUAUUACAUUGAAGGUGGUUCAAUGCUGCAUUUAAACAAAAAUCUCCAAUUUAUUUAACUCUUCCCUCCUUUUACUGGAACUCUAUUUUGCUGCCAUGCUAAAUUGUAAUUUAACUUUUUUGCAAAGUAUUUAGAAAUAAAAUAAUGCUGCAAAUGUU
Molecule: messenger RNA, 5699 nt
Organism: Callorhinchus milii (elephant shark)
Lineage: Eukaryota; Metazoa; Chordata; Chondrichthyes; Chimaeriformes; Callorhinchidae
Gene: tpcn1
Product: two pore segment channel 1
Exons: 27
Coding region: 119-2590 (823 amino acids)
Biological process (GO): monoatomic ion transport; transmembrane transport
Cellular component (GO): lysosomal membrane; endosome membrane
Molecular function (GO): monoatomic ion channel activity; voltage-gated channel activity
Source: RefSeq, a predicted model, not a curated record